AUGUCGUCAAGGAUCAAACGUGGAAAUUACAACCAAGAUUAUCACCACAAACAGAGCAGAUAUGUGGUUAAAGAAUACAGCAGUUCUGAGGCUAUGGAGGAAAGAUAUGAGCACAAAACACAGGCUCGCAUCCAGGAAGUGGUUAGAUCAAAGAUGGUGGAAAAAUAUGUGCGUGAGGAGCCCAUGAUCAGGGGACCACAGUUCGUGGUCAGACUCAGAUCCCACACUGUAUUUGAAAACAGUCCAAUCAAACUCUUCUGUACUGUUGAUGGCUUCCCCAUGCCGAUUGUGAAAUGGUAUAAAGAUGGAGUGGUCCUGAACUUAUCCUCGGGAAGGUACUUGGUUGAAGCCAAAGGUGGAAGUUAUUCUCUGGAGAUCCCAAGAUGUACAACUGAUGACACAGCUCAAUACACUGCUAUGGCUGGUAACAUCCAUGGGCAGGCCUCCUGUCAAGCUUCCAUUAUCGUAAAGCGUUUCAAAGAGGAGGAGGCGUCCAGUCCAUAUGCAUGGUUGCCGUUUACAGCUGCCAUGCUUCCCAAGAUCCAUUACACUAAAAUCGACAUUACCUUUGUGGAGAAGUUUGGUCCAGUGUUUGCCACUGAGGGAGAAUCUGCAGUUUUGUCAGCCACCAUGACCCUGACCCCCAACCUAGCCAACUUACAGCCUGAGGCCCAGUGGUACAGAGACGAUACCCGUCUGUUUGAAUCAAAAUGGGUGAAGAUUGAAACUGGCAGAGGAUUCACCAAACUGAGUCUUCCAAAUCUCUAUAAAGAUGAUGAGGGCCUUUACACUCUGCGCAUGGUCACAAAAGGAGGCACUGCAGAACACAGUGCAUUUGUUUCAGUUGAAGAUGGGCCUCCCCCAGUUCCUGCUUCACCUGGUGCUCCUAUGGACAUCAAGAUCCACGAUGCCAACAGAGACUAUGUCAUUGUAUCUUGGAAGCCUCCUAAUACCACUACAGAGGGUCCAAUCUUGGGAUACUUUGUGGACAAAUGUGAGGUUGGAACUGAAAACUGGACCCAAUGCAAUGAUCACCCCAUAAAGAUCUGCAAGUACCCAGUGUCUGGACUGUUUGAAGGACACUCCUAUCACUUCAGAGUCAGAGCUGUCAACUCCCACGGAAUCAGCAAACCAUCCCGCAUGUCUGAUCCUAUUGCUGCUCUGGACCCUACUGAGUUUGAGAGGCUCCAUGCCAAAAAGCUUGGAGGAAGACUGGAUGUUGUAUCUUAUCACGAUGAAGCUGAAGAAGAAGGACAGGCCCCAGGUGCUCCAUCAGGAAUUUCUGCAUCAGAAACAGACAGGACAUAUGUUGUUCUGAGCUGGAAAGCCCCUGUGUAUUCAAGCAAAGCUCCUAUGUGGUACUACAUUGAAAAGGCCAUGGCAGACACUAAUGCGUGGCAGCGUGUUAACACUCAGGUUCCUAUUCGAUCUCCUCGUUAUGCUGUGUUUGACCUGGCAGAGGGUAAACAAUAUAAGUUCAGAGUAUUGUCUGCAAAUAUGUAUGGAACCAGUGAGCCAUCAGAGCCAACUGGACCUGUUCAGACACAGGAACUGAGAGGUGUGCCAUCUGCUCCAGGUCAGGUGAUUGCAACUCGGGAAACAAACACUUCUGUCCUUAUCCAGUGGGCUCCUCCAAAGGAACCCAACAAUCUCAUUGGUUAUUAUAUUGACCAGUGUGUGAAGGGAUCCAAAAACUGGACCUCAGCUAAUCACAAACCACAUAAGAAAACCAAAUUUGUGGUUAGCGGCUUGACCACAGGAGAAACCUACGUGUUCCGUGUCCAGGCUAUCAAUGAGCUGGGUCUCAGUGAGGAAUCCCAAGAAUCCUCACCUCUGACAGUCAGAGCUGCCCUUAGACCCCCAUCUGCUCCUUAUGAUAUUGCACUCCUGAACUGUGAUGGUCAUUCAAUGGUUUUGAACUGGAAGAAGCCUCUUCACUCUGGAGGUUCAAAGGUCAAAGAUUACUUUGUGGAUAAAAGACGUAGUGGAGCCACAAUGUGGAGAGAGGUUCAUAUUCCACCAGUGUCAGAGAGACUUUAUAAGGUUGAAGGCUUAACCGAGGGAGCAAUCUAUCAGUUCCGUGUGUAUGGAGCCAACCUGGCUGGCCUUGGACCAGCUUCCAAACAAUCAGAGGACUUUUCAUGUGAGCCUUGGAAAAUGCCAGAGCCAGGCCCCGCUUAUGACCUGACAUUUAGUGAAGUAAGAGAUAAUUCAUUGGUGGUUGAGUGGCAAAAGCCUAUCUAUUGUGGUUCUGAGCCAGUCACGGGCUAUCAUGUAGAAUAUGCAAAGAAGGGAACUUCUGACUGGACUAUGGCCAAUAAGACAGCUGUCAGCCAUCGCUUCCUUAAGGUAACUGGUCUGGAAAUGGAUGCAAGCUAUGUGUUGAGAGUGUGUGCAGUCAAUGGUGCAGGAGUGGGUAUGGCCUCAAUGGCCUCUGAUCCUGUGACUGCCAAAGCGGUGCCAGGAAUCCAGGAGGUGUCCUGUGUGGUUGAUGAGAAGUCAGGUGACAUUGUUCUGUCAUUUGAGUCCUGCCAAGUGAAUGAGGGCUCUCUCUUCACCUGGAAGAAAGAUUAUAAAGAAAUCACUGAUUUCUCCAAAGGGAUGGUGAUUAAGACUGAGGGCAGCCUCUCCAAGCUGAUUUUUAAGAACCCAGAUAAAGAAGACUUCGGAACGUUUUCUGUUUCUGUCAGCAAUACAGAGGGGGUGUCAUCCAGCCAUACAAUCACAGCUGAAGAGUUGGAAAAGAUGUUGGCUCGCAGCUAUGAUAUCAGACACCCAAUCAUCCCACUGAAGUCUGAGUUGGCCUAUAAGAUUUUGGAGAGAGGCAGAAUGAGGUUCUGGCUGCAGGCUGAGGGGAUUUCUUCCAAUGUCACCUACAAAUUCUUUGCAAACAACAAGGAACUGUCUGGAACUGAUCCAAACAAGAUGGGUCACGACGUCUCUACAGGUAUCAUUGAGUUCAUCAUGGACCAUUUCACAGAGGAGAAUGAAGGGACAUUUACCUGCCAGAUCACAGAUGGUGGCGGCAAAGCACAGAGCUCACUGGUGCUGAUUGGAGAUGCUUUCAAAGCAGCACUGGCUGAGGCUGACUACCAAAGGAGAGAAUACAUCAGAGUCAAAGAGGGCCCCCAUUUCAGUGAGUUCCUGUCUCUUCAGGUCGGAGAAGACUGCUCUGUAACUUUGGUUUGCAAGGUUGCUAACUUGAAGAAGGAAUCGGAGUUCCACUGGUAUAAAGACGAUGUAGAGGUUAUCCCCGAUGUCAAGCCCGAUCUUGGAUCAGGAGUUUGCAAACUGCCAAUUAAACAGUUUUCUCUGAAGACAACAGGAGUUUAUAAAGCCACCAUCAGUGAUGACAGAGGAAAAGAUAUGAGCCAACUUGAUGUCAGUGGAAAAGUCUUUGACGAUGCCAUAAACAAGCUCAACCAGCUGGCCGGAGCGAGUGCACCAGAGCUGGUGAUUAAGUGCACGGCAACGGGUAUACAGCUACAGUGUCACUUGAAGUAUUACACCUCAGAGAUGAACAUCACUUGGUAUCAUGGUGAGGCUAAACUCUCCCACUGUGACAAGACCGUGAUUGGAGGAACCCCUUCUAUGGCAACAAUGGAGGUGGUUGAGCCGAUAGAGAAGGAUAAAGGACCGUACUCUAUUGUCAUUGCCAACUCUGAAAAUUCACAUAAACGCAUCCUGGACCUCAGCGGUGAAGUUUAUGAGAAAGCGUUUGCUGAGUUCCAGAAACUCAAGGCUGAAGCAUAUGCUGAGAAGAACCGUGGAAAGGUGGUUGGAGGACUGCCUGAUGUAGUCACCAUUAUGGAAAAGAAGACCCUGAGUUUAACAUGCACAGUGUGUGGAGAACCCAAACCUCAAGUGUCAUGGCUGAAGAAUGGAACAGAAGUUGAACCUGAUGAUCAGUAUGUGGUCUCCUUAGACCAGGGCAAGUUUGCCAGUCUUACUAUCAAAGGUGUUACCAUGGAGGAUUCCGGCAGAUAUACAAUGAUUGUCCAGAACAAAUACGGAGGCGAGUCUGUGGAUAUAGUGGUCAGUGUGUACCGCCACGGGGAGAAAAUCCCUGAGGCUAAACCUGCUCUGACCCCUAAAACACUCAUCCCUCCGAAACUCCCCAUUGAGAUCCCUCAACCUAAGACCCAGCCUAGUAGCCCUACUCCUAGCCCUGCCCCCUCUGCAACCAGCCCCACACCUCCAAAAGCCGCACCAGGGAGAGGGGUGAAGAGUCCCACUCCCUCUCGGAGGAAGUAAAGAGUGUGACAGCCAUAAAUGAGGAUGAAACAUAGUCACAAAUGCGCAAACAUACCACACAUAGACAUUUUAAUUGGUGUUCUCUGUCUGGUAUGACAAAUGCAUUUGGUAUUAAAUUAUAUAAUCAAGAAAACCCUUGACGAGUAUAAGAUUUUCUGUAUCUGGAACUGAGAGAAAAACAUUUAGUUUCUUUUAUACAUCCUCAUAUGUGGAAAACAAUUAGCAUGAGAACAAAGUAGACUAUCAAACUAAUUAUUAGCUUUACAUGAAAGAAUUGGAAGAUAAAUUAAACUUGAAUAAGGCUAACAAUGCAGCAUAGCUUAUUGGAAGGAGAGUGAAUUAUGUUCACCAUGGAUACAUGCAGUCUCAUGGUCAAGUAACUCCUGGUCAAAACAUGCAUUGUAAUUGAGUGUGCAUUAGAUGUAUUGUAUAGUGCGCGUAUAUUGUUGGCCACCAUCACAGAAACAACUGAGAGAUUCUUAAGUCCAUCAAAGCCAUACACACGAUCCCAAGGCAACAUCAACCUUGUCACAAGGCUUAGCUUGGCAUCGCAGAUAUUAACACAUUUACAUGUUCUAGAUAAGCUUCCUCCUGUAACGUCGAUGUGAAACACUGGCCUAGUAUUGCAGAUCCUGUUCAAGCCCUACAUCCAACAUGCUUUAUCGUUUUUGAAAAACACCUAUCAUAAAAAAGAACAUUAAAACGGGUACGGAGAGGACGGUGCAAAGCAGCCAACGCGAUCCCACCUCUUCAGUGCUGUCGACUGACGGAUGCAUAAAUAAAACACUGUCGUCCUUAACAUCACCAUGGUGAGAUUCUGAACAUGCUGAAGAUCAGAUGGCAGUGAAUCACCACGAGGUAAUCAGAGCUGUGCAGUUGGACUGACACAGCAGCCACUAAAAGCUGUUGCAGUCAAGUUUGGAAUCAAUUCUAGUUUAGCAUGAUAUUUUUAGCAAACCCAUGUGCAUCCUAUCUUACAACCAAAUAUGACUUAUGUAGCAUCGCCCUGAUCUUUAUCCAAACACAGACAGUGACAGGCAAUAAGUUGGCAGAUUUAGGGAGUGGUGCCUGAGUGCAGGAGGUGGAGAUGGCAGAGCUGAUGAGAAGAUGGUUGAUCAGAUUUGUGGUUCAUUAAAGCUGAUGAGAAAAAGCAAGCGGAGGGGAGUGAGGGAGUAGGUGGAGGGUAAAAUCAUUGUUUCUGUGCUUGCUGUUGCAAAUAAAAGAAAAAGAUUACCCAUU
Messenger RNA from Menidia menidia (Atlantic silverside), 5493 nucleotides. Lineage: Eukaryota; Metazoa; Chordata; Actinopteri; Atheriniformes; Atherinopsidae. The record is from the annotation of a GenBank genome assembly.